Messenger RNA from Aspergillus niger, 501 nucleotides. RefSeq names its product mitochondrial 54S ribosomal protein bL31m. The transcript has a single exon. Gene Ontology annotation, cellular component: mitochondrial large ribosomal subunit. Lineage: Eukaryota; Fungi; Ascomycota; Eurotiomycetes; Eurotiales; Aspergillaceae. Gene Ontology annotation, molecular function: structural constituent of ribosome. The coding region runs from base 1 to 501 and encodes 166 amino acids. Gene Ontology annotation, biological process: mitochondrial translation. The record is from RefSeq and is a predicted model, not a curated record.
AUGUCCCUCAGCACUCCCCUCCGCCGCACCGCGGCCACCACCUCCCGUGUCCAGACCUCCACCACCUUCAUCUGCUCGCAAUGCCGACAUGCUACUCUCCUUCGUCGUCCUAGACGCCCUUACCAAUUCACCCAGCUGAUUACCCUGACCGACGGCAGCACCUUCACCCACCGUACCUCUUCUCCUCUUCCCGUUUACCGCUCGACUCGUGACACGCGCAACACUCUGCUCUGGAACCCGACUUCAAGCAAGCUCAAGAGCGUCGAGGAUGAUGAGGCUGGUCGAUUGGCGGCUUUCAGAGCUAAGUUCGGUCGCAGCUGGGAUGUGAACACGCCUCUGGAGGACUCUUCGAAGACGACGGACAAGUCGGCACAAAGUAAGGAGGCAGCUGCUGCGGAGGCCGCUGCCGCUGCUGAAGAAGAGGACGACAACCUGCUGGAUUUGAUCAGUUCGUUUGGUCAGGAGGAGCAGGAGGCUUCUCAGAAGAAGAAGAAGGAUUGA